AUGGAACCGUCGAAUCGGAAGAGGAGAGUAGGCGGCGACGACGACGGCCGUCCGCCGUCGAGACCGCGACCGUCGUCCCCGCAGCGGCUCCAUGACAGGCGUCGGGCGGCGACGGACGACGAGGUCGAGGAGUUCUUCGCCAUCCUCCGCCGAACGCGCGAUGCGCUGCGGUGCCUCGUCUCCCGGCCAAGGCCGGCGCCCACGUCGACGAGGUGGAGCCCGGAGUUCGCGUGGGAGGACUUCGCCGGGCACGGCACCACAAAAGACGACGGCGUUCCGCGGCCGCCGGCUUCGACGGACCCGGCCGGACCGGCGGAUAUCGUCGCACCGAGGCUCCUCGAUCUCAACGCCGACCCGGAUCCCGAGAGCCUGGCAGCGGUGAGUCCUCAUCCCGGUGCAGUUACCGCCCCCUGGGCUCGAGCGCUCGCUUAA
Messenger RNA from Musa acuminata subsp. malaccensis (wild Malaysian banana), 432 nucleotides. Its product is annotated as protein NEGATIVE REGULATOR OF RESISTANCE-like. Lineage: Eukaryota; Viridiplantae; Streptophyta; Magnoliopsida; Zingiberales; Musaceae. The record is from RefSeq and is a predicted model, not a curated record. Gene Ontology annotation, biological process: regulation of systemic acquired resistance.